Molecule: messenger RNA, 595 nt
Organism: Lemur catta (Ring-tailed lemur)
Lineage: Eukaryota; Metazoa; Chordata; Mammalia; Primates; Lemuridae
Gene: EFCAB9
Product: EF-hand calcium binding domain 9
Exons: 4
Coding region: 2-583 (193 amino acids)
Biological process (GO): sperm capacitation; flagellated sperm motility
Cellular component (GO): cytoplasm; sperm principal piece
Molecular function (GO): calcium ion sensor activity
Source: RefSeq, a predicted model, not a curated record
GAUGAAACUGAAGACAGGAUCGUUUCUGUGGUACCUCUAUCUGGACAAAGUAUACUGCUUACUGUCUGUGAGGAACGUGAAGGUCUUGGUGGAGUAUUUUCACCUUCUCGACGUGCACGGCAAGAACACCUUGAAUGAUGUGCUGUUCUAUCACUUCCUUCAUCACGUGACUGACUUGAAAAAGAAACAGAUCAAGAUCGUGUUUGACAUGCUGGACUGGAAUGCCGUGGGCGAGAUCGGCUUUGACCAGUUCUACAUUUUGGUGUGCAUACUGCUGGCGCACCAGAACCAUUUGGAAGAGCAGUUUCUGUAUCGCCAUUCUCGGUCUGUUUUUGACCUGCUCGACCUGGAUGGGGAGGAGAGAAUUGGUGAAGCCACCUUCCAAAUGUACAGAUUUCUCUUCAAUAUUCAUAAACAGGAACUCACAGAGCUCUUCCAUGAGUUUGACGUCACAGGUGACCAGCUCCUCAAUUACAAGGAAUUUAAGCUGUAUACUAUCUUCUCCAUGGACAAAUACCAGAAGAGGCAGCAAGCAGAAAGAGAAAAUCUCUCAUCUUCGAAACCUCACAUUAAGUGGCUGUGAGCAAAGAGAAUC